Molecule: messenger RNA, 1332 nt
Organism: Brugia malayi
Lineage: Eukaryota; Metazoa; Nematoda; Chromadorea; Rhabditida; Onchocercidae
Product: BTB/POZ domain containing protein
Exons: 11
Coding region: 1-1332 (443 amino acids)
Molecular function (GO): protein binding
Source: RefSeq, a predicted model, not a curated record
AUGAUCGAUAACGACGACUGCGAAUAUUUCAAUUCACAGCCGUCUUCAUCCAGACUAGCCGUUGGUAAUUAUCCUUCAUCAUCACCCGAUAAGAAUGCAAUGGAAAAGUGUGACAGAACCGCAGUAAGUUCUAUUGAGGUGAUAAUUGAUUUUACUCGACCGGAUGGUCAACGUACUCGACCGCUUCUGGUGGAUGGGAAACGUUUAUAUGUAGACGAGCAUUACAUCUCUGUAUGGUCACCCGUUUUACGUGCAUGGUGUGUUGAAUGUCCAGAUCGUGAGCUGAUCCUAGCUAAUGUUCAGUACGAUCACGUUCUCGAAAUGCUUCAUUGCAUACAUCCAACUUAUAAGGAAGUAGACGAUCAGUCUGUACAUAUUUUAUUACCACUUGCUUUUGAUUAUCAGAUGGAUGGUCUUUUGCAUCGUUGUGAAUGCUUCCUUGUGCAACAUAAAUUGCCUUUCUUGGAAAAAGUUUGGCUAGCUGAUAGAUAUAAAUUAAAUCGUUUAUUGGUAUUAUGUUUACGAGAGAUGAGGCCUAAUUCAAAAAUUGAUCUCACGGGUAGCCGUUAUUAUGGUUUAAGUGAUCGUGUCAAAGUAUUAUUGCUAGAAAGGUUACAUGGAUCUUCAGCACCUGAGGAAAUGUUGGAACAACCCAGUGACCUGGAACAGUUCCAUCGUCUUACAGAAUUAAAUUUUGCAAUGAUUCGUAGUAAAACAGGUCGCGGUUAUUAUGUCAAUCCAUAUUACAUUGCUGCAUGGUCAAAUGUUUUCCAAGAACGUAUAUCAUCAAUCAAAAAUAUGGAUGAAAUAUUUUGUCCAUGUACGCAUGAAGAAUUAAAAGCUUUUCUAAUGGCUGUUUAUCCACCACAGCUAAGGAUAACAGAAGCUAAUAUAGGACCAGUACUGAUGGCAGCAUGUAAGAUGGAAUCAUCGGGUUUGCUAAGGAAGUGCGCAAUGUUGCUUCUUGCGCCUCAUACUCAACUAUCAGUGUUUGUAAGAUUAUCGCUACUGGAUCGGUGCUUCCUUCAUCAAUUGCUCGAUCCUUGCCUUCAGAUGCUUCAUCGACCAGAGCAUUUACUCGAAAUGACUCAACAACAAACUUAUGAAUGCUUAUCAGUUCGGGCCCGUGCUGCAAUGUUGGAUCGUUUGACAAUAUUGCUAAAGAAUCCAGGAAUGAAAUCACACACCUGUCAAAAAUGUAGACAAUUGAGCGGAUGCGCACAAGUAACAUGGAUGUGUCCUCAUUGCAAUACAUAUUCCACUGAUGCAUCGUUGCCCAAGAAACCAACAGCAGGUGGAAUUACAGGUGGUAACUCUAAUAUCAAAAGGUGA